CCGCCGUUUAGAGGGUCUAUGCUGGAGAAAGAAGGAGAUGUACACUGGCGCCAUCUUUGAAGAGCAGCCGUGAUGCUUUUGUUCAUCAUUCAGACUUGUAUAAACUGAUCCAUCGGCAGCAACUCUGCGAUUAAAUUUUGAAUUGUUAGAUCGAGAUUGUUGCGAGAGAGGUAGGCUAGAGACGAAGAAGAGGUUUUACGGAGUUGGGGUUUUUAGUAGUGGUGAUCGAAGGAGAAGGGGUUUUCGAUUGAAUCUAGGGUUUCCCAAUGGGUCGGAGUACGAAGAAGAAGAAGAAACGAGGAGGUCAUAGCGGGAGAAGAGGUCAGCUGAAGGACCAUGGAUCUAACGAUGAUGAAGACAACGAACUUCUCUCCGAGGAGAUCACUGCUCUCUCUGCGAUAUUUCAGGAAGACUGCAAAGUCGUCUCUUCUUCUAGCUCAACGUCGCCUCCUCAAAUAGUUAUUAAACUAAGGCCUUACUCUAAAGAUAUGGGGUAUGAGGACACUGACAUCUCCGCUACGCUUUUAGUUAGAUGCUUACCAGGGUAUCCUUACAAGUGCCCCAAGCUGCAGAUUACUCCGGAACAAGGGUUGACAACAGCUGAUGCGGAGAAGCUUCUAUCUCUUCUUCAGGACCAGGCAAGUUCCAAUGCUCGUGAAGGCCGGGUUAUGAUAUCAACUUGGUGGAAGCUGCUCAAGAGUUUUUUAUCCGAAAUAAUUCCUGACAGUCACGAUGAGGAAUCUGUUCCAUGCUCGACUACACAGCCAGGCGCUCAGUUCAUUGAGGAAGCUGUGCCUAAAGCAAAACCCUCUUCUGCUGGACCUUUUGUAUAUGGUUUUAUAGACUUGUUUAGUGGAUUGGAAGAUUCAAGGAAUUGGAGUCUGAAUCUAGAUGAAAAUAGAGGAGUCGUUUCUACAGUACAACCACACCCACUAGAAGCUUCAAGAAUUUUGCAUGAGAAGCCGGACAAGAGUCUGAAGCGAUCUGAAGAUCACGCUAAAGAAGAAGUUGCAUUGCCUUCUCCUAUUGCGAAACCAAAUACUCUUGAAGGGGAUAAUGUUGAUGAUACAAGCACUUCUUCUUUUGACUCAAGUAGCUCUACUGAAGAUGGAUUUAUCCAAAAUCAGAAGAAGAAAUCGUUUUCAGAUCAAAUAUCCAAGAUGAUACAAGUGAAGAUGACAACAAUCAAUCCGAAAGUGAGUCGGAGUCAUGGUCUUCUGCUUCCUCAACUCAAGAUCAAGUUCCUCAAAUUAGCAAGCAAGAUCUAUUAAUGGUCCAUCUACUCCGAGUUGCUUGCUCUUCCAAAGGGCUUUGGCUGAGGCAUUGCCACAGAUAACCGAUGAACUGCAU
Molecule: messenger RNA, 1350 nt
Organism: Brassica napus (rape)
Lineage: Eukaryota; Viridiplantae; Streptophyta; Magnoliopsida; Brassicales; Brassicaceae
Product: eIF-2-alpha kinase GCN2-like
Exons: 8
Coding region: 267-1271 (334 amino acids)
Biological process (GO): cytoplasmic translation
Molecular function (GO): protein binding
Source: RefSeq, a predicted model, not a curated record